This is a messenger RNA of Panicum hallii, 612 nucleotides long. RefSeq lists its product as uncharacterized. The record is from RefSeq and is a predicted model, not a curated record. The coding region runs from base 36 to 473 and encodes 145 amino acids. Lineage: Eukaryota; Viridiplantae; Streptophyta; Magnoliopsida; Poales; Poaceae. The transcript has 4 exons.
GGAUCCCGUCCGCUCUCCCCUCCCCAGUCCCCACGAUGGUGCGGCGGCGUGACUCGCGGCGGCGUCCGCUCUCCGCACGACGGCGUGGCAGCGCUAGAGCGGCGGGAAUCGGACACGAGAGGGACACGGCGCUUUCCCCUGCACCAUCCAUCUCCUCCGUUCGCUUUCACGCCGGUCAUAUUUCUCUUUCAAUCAAGGUUCCUGUUGCAGCUGGUUACCUGUGGAGCGAAGGAACCAACCACUGCUUAUUCUCUCUUAGAGAGGCAAGGUCAUCUAAACAGGCCCGUAAUCAAAGAUAUGCCUUGAGAUGUAGUUCCAACUGGACAGUACAGUGCUGCAACUCUGUCGCCAUGCACUUUGAACAAUUUCUGCUUGCUUGCAUAUUGUUUUUAUGUACUUUAGUAUGUAUGGCUAGAGAAUGGAGUGGAAACCUCAGUACAUGUUAUCAUGUUCUGCUGAAUCUCAGUAGUUAGUACACUAGUGCUUUGAACGAUUGUUACUGUAACAUGUUCCUAGUGCUCGUAGCUGAUUGUCCUUCAGUUCAGUCAGUUUAAUUUGCUACUGUCUGAUGUACUGAACCUGCUUGUAUCUAAAUUUUCAGUCAGUUUCAUU